AUGGUCAGCCCUGACGCAUUUGGCCUGCCUGGCUUGAGUCUGUCAGACAUCAAUUGGCUUUCGCCUGGCCCGAUCGACUUAGAUGCGCUGCUCGCAAACAUUGGAGAAAACGCUCAUGGUAAUGCGGAGCAACGGUCCUGUUCUAUCGCUACCACAACGCCGUCAGCUCCAGCGAUCCCUACAGUCCAGCCCUCGCCGCAUCUAAACACGACUGACUUCAACACGGGAAAUACACCAAGAGAAAUUACCUUAGAAAGAUCUGCAUCAGUCUCGGAAAACAGAUAUUACGUUGACGGAACUGGUGCCAGGGCCCCAUUUGGUGGCAAAGGCCAACAUUCAAUCUGCUCAGAGGAAACCAUAGACUUGGAAGAAGAGGAAGCCAAUGUUGCUAUUGCGCCGGCCCAAACCUCGAGCAGAUCCUCCCUAUGUCCGUUGGCAGCAUACCAAUCUUUGAUAGAAGGCAUCGCUACUGAAAGUCGCAAGUCCCUCAUCGAAGUAAACUCGUCGAGCUUACCUACGCAUGAACAAGUGGCCGUGUCCGUUCGUCAAUACUUCGAAUACUUCCAUCCCAUUUUUCCAUUCUUGAGGCGAUCUUCUUUCGCACUCGAUGCUUCUAAGAGCUGGCUCUUAUUACUCGCCGUCUCGGUCGUCGGCUCGAGAUACUUGCAGCUAUCACAGCAUGCACGACUGAGUGAGCAACUUUUCGACCUACUAGGCGCAAUCCUUACGCGUUCCAAGUAUGGUAUAGAGUUGCAGGUUGCACUAGGUGACAAGGACGUCGAUUACGUACCUAGCUGUUCAGCUCAGUUUGACAUCGUCCCUAGCAUACGUGUCCUACAGGCCGGUAUUUUAAAUAUCGCUUGCAUGCUUCACUCUGGCAGAAAGGCUCUCGUUGAACGCGCCUUGAUAGAACGACACUAUUUAGUCGAAGCUUGCCACUCACUUCAAUUGCUCGUCCAGUCGGAGGGACCUUACAACUUCAAAACGACAACUAAUUUUGACUACGAUGAUCUUCUUGUUGAAUGGCAGAUGAGAGAGUCAAAAAUCCGCACUGGGAUGAUGAUAUGGACUGUUGAUACUUUGUUCGUUUACGAGUUUCAAGCCAAACCUCUGCUUCGAAUCGAAGACAUCGGUACAGUUCUGCCAUGUCAUGAAGAUGUAUGGGAGCAUCCAGCCUUGAUCCAACAAAACCAAAAAAGUAUCCCUGAUAUUACGCUUACAGAGGCCUUGGAGAUGAUGUAUGUUGAGAAGCGGCUACCAACUGGCCUCGGAGAGUUUAGCAUGGGAUUGCUUGUCACUACCAUCUACCGACACACUGUCGAUAUUCUGGCUAGGGAUAGAAUCCAACUCAACUCGUGGACACCAACAUCCACACCACAACGACGUAACGUCAUGCCAUCCGUACAGCAAGAUUGGUUACCGACAACGCGGUUGGCAACUAAGUGGCGCAACAGCGCUUGUGAUUGCUUAGAUGUUCUACACUGGCCUGCGAAUAGCAAGGUCGCUCGCCACUCGGGUUUCGAGCACCACACUAUUCUCCAGCUGCAUCUAGCUCGUCUAAUCAUUCUGGCUCCGACUAGCGCUAUACAAAAAUUUGCUUCGGGCUCUGCGUCAAUAGAAAACAUCCAGGGCGAUAGGGAUAGCCAGUCAUCUGCUACAGCUCGUAUCCAGGUUCUACAGUGGGUCAUUCGAGAUCACUGCAAAGCCAGACUUUGCUUGGUACACUGUGGAGCUUUGUUCUGGCACAUCCGCAGGUACAGCUGUAGCAGUCUCCUCGAGCCAUAUGCAGUCUAUAUUGCGACUCUCGUACUCUGGGCCUUUUGUAUCUGCAUGCAACUUCCUGAAGCCGCCGAAGCUAUUGCCUCCGAAUCUGACGAAGAGCCAGAGCCAUCAUUUCUCCACCUUGAUCGGCCAUUAGACGAUGAGCUAGUCCAAACAUAUGUGCGGAUGGGCCAUAAGAUGUCGGCUUACAUCGCCAAUGUCGGCAGCCUUGAACAUGAAGCAGCCCCAAUGCGUAUUGCAAGAGAAGGGAUAUCUUUAUUAGCCAAAGACACUGAGCAUGCGUCAGGUUCCGACUACAGUUCUACAUCACGUGCCAAAGACGUAUGUUAUACAUGGGGCAUCGAAAGGUCUUAUAUAAGCCUACUGCAUCUUCUCGCAAAGGCGCAAUGA
Alternaria arborescens is the source of this 2172-nucleotide messenger RNA. RefSeq lists its product as hypothetical. The coding region runs from base 1 to 2172 and encodes 723 amino acids. The record is from RefSeq and is a predicted model, not a curated record. Gene Ontology annotation, cellular component: chromatin. Gene Ontology annotation, biological process: regulation of transcription by RNA polymerase II; DNA-templated transcription. The transcript has 2 exons. Lineage: Eukaryota; Fungi; Ascomycota; Dothideomycetes; Pleosporales; Pleosporaceae. Gene Ontology annotation, molecular function: RNA polymerase II cis-regulatory region sequence-specific DNA binding; zinc ion binding; DNA-binding transcription factor activity, RNA polymerase II-specific.